Messenger RNA from Sphenostylis stenocarpa, 2178 nucleotides. The record is from the annotation of a GenBank genome assembly. Lineage: Eukaryota; Viridiplantae; Streptophyta; Magnoliopsida; Fabales; Fabaceae.
AUGGCGGAUGAAACUCACUAUUCAUCUCCCAACGACUCUGCGCCCCUCAAACGCAAGUAUGAUGACCAAUCCUCCGACAGACCCACCGGCUUCUCCGCUGGCCCCGCCACCGGCAUCGAGCUCGCCAAGCAGCGUGCUCAAGAAGUCGCAGCUCGCCUCCUUCUCAGCGGUGGUCCUCCUCCCCUCGACGCCAAGCGUCCCAAACCCGACAACGGUGCUCCUACCUCUGGCUUCGAUUCUUUCGAUGCGAAGCCUCAGUACUCGGCCAUUCCUCCCGUCUCCUACAGUCACCAAGGUACUAGCAAGAAGAUUGAUAUCCCUAACGGUAGGGUUGGUGUGAUUAUUGGCAAAGGUGGAGAGACCAUUAAGUAUCUCCAGUUGCAGUCUGGUGCCAAAAUUCAAGUUACUCGCGAUAUGGACGCCGAUCCUAAUUCUGCUACUAGGACCGUUGAGCUUAUGGGCACUCCCGAGGCAAUUGCGUCUGCUGAGAAACUCAUCAAUGAAGUUCUUGCUGAGGCUGAAUCUGGGGGUUCUGGCAUUGUUGCUCGAAGACUGACUGGACAAGCUGGGUCGGAUGAAUUUGUCAUGAGAAUUCCGAAUAAUAAGGUUGGACUUAUUAUUGGUAAAGGAGGAGAAACCAUAAAAAAUAUGCAAGCUUCUACUGGAGCACGGAUUCAGGUGAUACCUUUGCAUCUUCCUCCAGGUGACACAUCAACUGAAAGAACAUUAAAAAUUGAUGGGACACCUGAGCAAAUUGAGUCUGCAAAGGAGUUGGUUAAUCAAAUCAUCAGUGGCGAGCCCAAUGCUCUGGUGAGGGUUAGUGUCUAUGGGACCAUUGGUGACACCAACAUGAAACCCUCUGUUGGUGUUCCCUCAGCAUGCCCCGAUAUUUUGAGAUACCAUAUGAUGAAUUGCCUUUUCAAGGCAAUAAAUAUUGAAUGCUUGUUUGCUUCUAUGGUCUAUGGUUUCUUUUGUACCCAUUCAAUUCGAAUAGGGAAAGGGUGUGCUUCUGCUGGAGUAACUCAGUUUUAUCACGAAACAGUACGGUAUAAUCGUCUAAGAAAUCCUGCAAUGUCUGGUGGUUAUCCUCAGCAAGGUUACCAAUCUCGACCACCCUCUAACUGGGCUCCCCCUGCUCCAAUGCAGCAACCUGGUUAUGGCUACGUGCAACCUGGAGCAUAUUCUGGUCCAUCACCUCAGUAUAACAUGCCUCAACCACCAUGUGCUGGCUAUCCUCCCCAGCAACCAGGUGGAUAUUCCACCAGCUGGGACCAAUCUUCUGCACCACCUCACCAACAGUCUACUCAUACUGGAGGCUAUGAUUACUAUAGUCAACAGCCACAGCAACCACAAAAUCCUGGAGGGCCUGCACCUCCAGGGGAUGGCUCUGCAUACAAUUACAGUCAACCACCUUCCUCUGGUUAUAGCCAACCGGGACAGGGUUAUGCUCAAGACAGUUAUAAUGCAUAUAAUACACAAUCUCAAUCAGGGUAUGGACAACCACCAACAUAUGAUCAACAGCAAGGCUAUGGCUCAGCUACUACUGGCUAUGGUAGUGGGAGUAACCCAGCACAAGAGGGCCACACUGCGAGCUAUGCAUCGCAGGGAGAUUCAGCCCAAGCUCCAUCUUCCCAACCGACCAGCAUGGCACAGCAAGGUUAUCCUACCAGCCAACAGCCCAGCUCAAACACUGCCAACUACCCACCUCAGGGAACCCCUCAGUCAGGUUAUGGGGUUCCGCCUACAUCCCAAGCUGCUUAUGGAAAUCAACCACAGCCAGGUUAUGGACCUGGUUAUGGAGCUCCUCAAUCGCAAAAACCAAGUGGCAAUCCUCCUGUUUAUGGACAGUCGCAGUCACCUAGUGCGGUAGGAGGCUAUGGUCAGUCAACAUAUCCUGCGCAGCCUCCCCCAUCCGGGUAUACUCAAUCCCAACCAGAAUCGGGAUCUCAGAGAGCACCACAGUCUGGUUAUGUUGCAGGGCAACCAGGUUAUGGUUCUCAAACAUAUGGUGCUCCUCAGGGUGGUCAGCCUGCUUAUGGUCAGGCACCGCCUCCAUACAGCAACAGUUCGUAUGGUGCUGGUUAUGCGCAGGGUCCUCCUUACACUGGUGAUGGUAAUUCGAGUGGGAAUACUCAGCCUCCUCAGACUGCCGCUGCCAAAACUUCGCCUCAGAGUUGA